This is a messenger RNA of Anopheles coustani, 3262 nucleotides long. It is a transcript of the gene superdeath, whose product is annotated as aminopeptidase N. NCBI's taxonomy places the organism in Eukaryota, Metazoa, Arthropoda, Insecta, Diptera, Culicidae. Gene Ontology annotation, cellular component: cytoplasm. Bases 1 to 3156 code for a protein of 1051 amino acids. Gene Ontology annotation, molecular function: zinc ion binding; peptide binding; metalloaminopeptidase activity. Gene Ontology annotation, biological process: proteolysis; peptide catabolic process. The record is from RefSeq and is a predicted model, not a curated record. The transcript is spliced from 10 exons.
AUGAACAAUAACAGCAAGAUGCAAAUCCGAGAAUCACUCGCCGUAGAGGUGGACGGCACAACGGUCCAAGGGCCCCGGGGCUACCUUAUCACACGGACGACGCUGCUGGCCACAGUUGCCAUCGUGUGCUGCCUUCUGUUUGGCUCCGGACUGCUGAUUUAUCACUUUGCCUCUUGCGAGGAGCAUCUUCUUGGGUCCCUUCCGCAUACGACAAUCUGCGAACAUCAACACUCAUCGGCAUCGCACCAGCACCAGCAUCAACAGGUUCUGGCCGUUACCGAAGUGCCGCCUGUGACCUCUGCGGUAGUGACCCAGGCACCUAUCCACACGGACGGUGUGCCUACCGACAGCGGCCUACCGGGCAACACCGGAACCGAUGCCAUGGCACAACCUUCGUCGAACGACAGCGACACGGCGAUUACGUCAGCGGCUCGGGAGAACUUGCGCCUGCCUCGAUCGAUCGAACCCGUUGCGUACGACAUUCGGCUCGUACCGUGGCUGGUGGAGGACAACUUUACCUUCCACGGCACGGUAGAAAUCGUCGUCAACGUGCUCGAAGGCUGCGACAACGUGACGCUCCAUGCGGCUGCCCUCGUCAUCCACGAGGCAACCGUGGAGCGGCGGAUGGUGGAUGAACAGGCAGGAAAAUCACCGUCAAAUGCAGACGGGGAAACUACGGAAAAUCCGAUAGUAGAAAGGAUCGAAAUCGACCGUAACCUUACCAUCGACAGCAAGCAGUUCUAUGUGCUGAUGCUGAAGACGCCCCUUCGCAAGGGCGAUCAGUAUGUGGUCCGGCUUCGUUACGAGGGCGUACUGAAUAACUAUCUGCAAGGGUUCUAUCGCAGCUCGUAUACAGCGAACAAUGAAACGAGGUGGACUGCUACGACACAAUUCCAACCAACGGAUGCACGACGUGCCUUUCCGUGUUUCGAUGAGCCUGCACUUAAGGCACGGUUCAACAUCAGCAUUGCCCGACCAAAGGAUAUGGUCUCACUGUCCAAUAUGCCUCGGUUGCGUUCCUACGAUGCAAGCGACAUCGAGGGUUACGUGUGGGACGUUUACCAGCAGUCCGUACCGAUGUCCACGUACCUGGUGGCAUUCGUCGUGUGUGACUUCCGCAACCUGACGGAGGGUAACUUUUCGGUUUGGGCGCGUUCCGACUCGAUCCGAUCGGCUCAGUACGCGCUGAGCGUCGGUCCGAAGUUGCUCAAGUUCCUGGAGGACUUUUUCCACAUCGAGUAUCCGCUGCCCAAGGUGGACAUGAUUGCCCUGCCGGAUUUCAGUGCCGGGGCGAUGGAAAACUGGGGCCUCAUAACGUACCGCGAGACGGCAAUGCUGUACGAGGAGAACGUGUCCGCCCUCAGCAAUAAGCAACAUGUGAUCACCGUUGUGGCGCAUGAGCUCGCCCACCAGUGGUUUGGCAAUCUGGUGACACCCUCGUGGUGGACCGACCUAUGGCUGAACGAAGGUUUCGCCAGCUACAUGGAAUACCUCGGGGUGGACGCGGUUGAACCGAAGUGGAAGCCGAUGGAACAGUUCGUGGUCAACGAGCUGCACAAUGUGUUCUCGCUGGACGCCCUCUCGUCGUCGCAUCAAAUUUCGGUAGAGGUGCACAAUCCGGAGGAAAUUCAUGAGAUUUUCGACAAAAUUUCCUACGGCAAGGGUGCCACCAUCAUCCGCAUGAUGGAUCACUUCCUCACGACGGACGUGUUUAAGCGGGGACUGACGAACUAUCUAAACGAAAAAAAGUACCAGAGUGCAAACCAGGAUGAUCUGUGGGAAUAUCUCACCAACGAAGCUCGACGAGGGGGCAUCUUCGAUGAGUACACUUCGGUGAAGGAAAUCAUGGACACUUGGACGCUGCAGACCGGAUUUCCCGUGGUAUCCGUGCUACGCAACUACGACAUGAACAGCAUCGUGUUUCGCCAGGAACGGUUCUCGUUUGCAAAUGCCCUUAACGUUUCCGAUGCGGCCCUGCUGGGCGAGCGGUUCCUUUGGUGGAUUCCGAUAACCUACACCACACUCGGCGAAAGUAAUUUCCGCCAGACGAAGCCAAAUAUUUGGAUGAAAGCCGAGGCAUCGUUGGAAAUGAACAAUCACGACAUUCCCAGCCACGACUGGAUUGUGGUGAACGUGCAACAGACAGGAUACUAUCGAGUAAACUACGAUCAACGCAACUGGCAAAUGAUAGUUAGUCAUCUGCAAGACAGAACCAAGUUUCGAUCGAUAGCGGCCUCAAAUCGUGCGCAGCUGAUCGAUGACGCGUUGAAUUUAGCCCGUGCGGGGUACUUGGACUACGCGAUUGCACUGAAUGUUACCCGAUACCUCGAGCACGAGACAGACUACGUACCGUGGAAGACAGCCAUUGCUUCGUUAAACUACAUCGACUCGAUGCUCAUCCGUACCAGAAAUUACGGACUGUUCAAGAAAUACUCAUUAGAGUUGAUGGAAAAGAUCUACGCAGAAGUAGGCUUCGAGGAUCACCCCGGUAAUGAUUUGCUGGUUGUGUAUAAGCGAAUAAGUGUGCUGAAAGCUUUGUGCCACUUGGGAAGCAAGGAUUGCGUUAAUAAUUGCAUUCGCAAAUACUACGAUUGGAUGCAGCAACCAAAUCCGGACAUUAACAAUCCAAUUUCACCCAACCUCAAAAGUACCGUGUACUGCACGGCCAUCAAAUAUGGCGACGAAACAGAAUGGGAUUUUGCCUGGGAACGGUUCCAGAAGGCGACCGUUGCAAGCGAGAAGGAGAUUCUUCUCUCCGCCAUGGGUUGCUCUCGGGUACCGUGGAUACUGACGCGAUACCUCGAGAGCUCGAUGUCUGACGAGUCUGGCAUUCGGAAGCAGGAUGCAUUCCGAGUGUUCUUGUCCGUGGCGGACAAUGUCAUCGGUCAGUCACUCGCGUUCGACUAUAUGCGCAACAAUUGGUCAAAAUUGAAGGAAUACUUCGGUGCUUCUAUGUCAAACUUGAACAUUAUUCUCAAGUACUCGACGAAACGGUUCAAUACCGAGUCGGAGCUACUAGCGCUCAAGGAGUUUGCCGAAACACAUUUGAAAGAUAGUGGCCGCACCAUACAGCAGGCAAUUGAGCUGACGGAGGCAAAUAUUGCGUGGUUAAACCGAAACGCGCAGCCGAUUGUUAAUUGGCUUAAUGAGGUUUAGGAACGUAGUGUGGUCUCUUGGCCAGUUCGGGGUGGAACAGUGGACUUAUCCAAAGCGUAAAAGAUCGAGGUAGCAACGGCUAGCCGGUAGUAACUCAAUUAGUUGC